Diorhabda sublineata is the source of this 2709-nucleotide messenger RNA. RefSeq names its product MRG/MORF4L-binding protein (gene MrgBP). Gene Ontology annotation, cellular component: nucleus; NuA4 histone acetyltransferase complex. The transcript is spliced from 4 exons. Gene Ontology annotation, biological process: regulation of transcription by RNA polymerase II. The coding region runs from base 81 to 767 and encodes 228 amino acids. The record is from RefSeq and is a predicted model, not a curated record. NCBI's taxonomy places the organism in Eukaryota, Metazoa, Arthropoda, Insecta, Coleoptera, Chrysomelidae.
AAAAAAAGAGUUCAUUUAUUUUGUUUAUAUUAGAAGAUAAAAUUUAAUAUUAAAGUGUUUGUUAUAUUUUCUCUAUAUUAAUGAAUAAAACUAUAAUUUACGAAAUGAAUGACGAAUUCGAAUGGAACGUUGUUCAUGAGGGGCAAUUAUUAGAUGCGAUGGUGGGACACAAACCAGUCGGAGUGAAUAAAUAUUUUCAAAUGGCCUUUAUUUGUGAUAAAUUUGUCGAUCAUGUCCACAAAGACAUCGAUUCUAGAAAGAUAUGGUCUCAUUUAGAAACCAUGUAUAACCUCGAAGCGUUAGAUGAAUGCGAAUCUAUACCAUUCCCAAAUACCGAAAUUGAAUUCAAAUUACCAGAAUCUGAAUACGGAAAUCUCAUUAUUAAAAAAGAUGAAGAAUUAACUAAAAAUAUUAAUGAAAAUGCAACUAAACAAGUAAAAGAGGCGAAGAAAGAAGAAAAAACUCCGAAUAAAAAUCAAAAAGAACGAAGAGACAGUAAAGAAGGGAAAGAUAAUAAUAAAAAUCCCAUUGCUAAAAAGGAGAUUAAAAAAGAGCCAGAAAAAGCGAAACCGAUUGCUAAAGGAAGAACUUCUACUUCGUCUAAUAACGAAAGUAAGAGUGGAAAAUCGAAGUUUGAAGAUACCCCAAAACCUUCAAAAAGACCAACCAGAGGAAGUUUGAAGUCCAAUGACGAUUCCGGAUCUAGUGGAAAAUCCAGUCCAAUUACAGUUACUCCUACCACAGCUAAAAGAAUAAGGCGCAUUUAAAAGCAGCUAAUUUAGUUGAACGUUGAACCAAAGACAGGAGACAAAGGCCAGGUCAUAGGGGAAAGAAGAAUAAUGCAACCAAAACAAUCUUAUGUCAAUAUUUUAUUAAUUCAAAGAAAUGUUAUUAGUAAUUUUCUUAUAUUGUUAUUAGAAAUGUAAUUAUCUCAAUAAUUGGUUGUGUAAGUUAUACAAAAUGGUUCAAUUUAAAGAAAAUUUCAACGUUUUGUUGACAUCUGUGAAAGUUACGGUAAGUUUUAUUUUCUUUCUGUCACAAAUAGUAUCGAAAAAUAUUUAUUUCUAUAUUACGCAAUGCCAGAUUUAUUAGUAGAAAAUAAAAAGAAAGUUACAGAAGCAUUGAUAAUAAUAGAGAUUAAAUUAGUGUUAGUUUGACGUUGUUUUGUUUGUUUAUAGUUAUCUUGUUAUCCCUCUGUGUGUAUUUGGAACAAUAUUAUAACGCCUCUAGUGAUUUAACGUCUCUUAAAGUGUUCGAUUUUGUAAAUAGAGGUUAUGAGGCUCUAUAUUAUUAUUUUUUAUCUAUUCUCGCAACUUUUCAGUCACAAAAUUAGGUCAAGUAAUUAGUCUUAAGAUGAAAAAUUAUGAAUUUCGAAUCUAAUUAUUUCUUUUACAUUAAUUUAUGCACAAUUCAUAAAAUUAAAAAAUAAUUUUAUUAGUUGAGUAAAGAUUUAUAACCUACUUAUUUGUUUCGCAUUGUAUCAAUUACUUCACUUUAUAUGUAUCUAUCGACAUAAUUUCUUAUUAUAUUAUAUAAGCUCUUGUUGUGUGGAUUAGUUUAAAGAAAUAUUCUUACUUUCAUUUCUUUAUAACAAGAAAAAAUAAUAUUGUGAAAUAGUGCAAUCAAUAAAUCAACUUUUAAAUGGUAGACGAGUACAGGGUGGGUAACGAUAACUGGCGUCGGCCAUAUCUCAUGAACGGAUUAUCUUACGGUUUCAGAGGAAAAGUGGCCCCGAUAAAUACGUUGAUUAUUUUUAUAAUUUUAGAAUUAAAGGACGUACUUGAAAAUAUGAAUUUGAAAUAGUAACUUUUUAAAAGUUACCCAAUUAAGUGGUACUUGAUAUACGAUAAUCGAAUCGCGGUGGGGGAAAGUGGGAACCUUAUUCUGAAAAAAUGUCUGAGUCCGGUUCUGCUCAACCGAUUUUCAUAAACUUGAUAUUAUCCGAAAGGACUUUUGUUCAGUAAUUCAAUUUAUAUAAAUUCUAAGCAAUUUUAUUAGUAACGUGAAUACUAGAAUACCCAAAAUUCCCAUAAAAUGCGAAUAUUCGAAUUUAGAAGCGGUCUCAGUACUAGACAGGCACUAGUUGAAGCCCAAAUACUGGUUCAGAACUGCUACGACCAAAGGGAAAAUGUAGCAUUUUUAGUUACUUAGUUUUGGUUCUGUCAAAAGAUAAAAAAAGAAGAAGAGAGGACUGUGAUAAAAAAGAUGGUAGCUUGUAAACUGAUAAUGAAAGUACUAGUAAAUAAGUAUAGUUUUAAUAAAAUAUAUAAAAACAAGAAAUUGAACAAUAAACAAGGAAACAUGGUGUCAGAAUUGUAGUCAAAAAUCGCCGACAGCUUCAAAAAGAAAAAAAGCGUGUUCCAUAGUUUUAAGUAGUGCAUUUUUAGUUAUAUAGUUUUGGUUCUGUCAAAAGAUAAAAAAAGAAGAGAGAACAGUGAUAGAAAACAUGGUACAUUGUAAACCUUAUAAUGAAAGUACUAAUAAAUAAAAUUACUAGUAAAUAAAUAUAGUUUUGAUGAAACAUGAAGAAAAUGUUAAUAUUGAAUAAGUCAUUUUUUACCCUCUUCGCCGUCUAUGGAUAAAAGUAUAGACAAAAAAAAUUCAACGUAACCUUUGUUAUUUCGUAUUUGCAAAGUGAAAGUGGAUCACGAAAUGAAACAAGAUUUUGCGUCUCUCCUCCUCUUUUAUUUAAUAUUAAAAAAAAAUAAA